This is a messenger RNA of Penicillium maclennaniae, 1524 nucleotides long. RefSeq lists its product as uncharacterized. The coding region runs from base 1 to 1524 and encodes 507 amino acids. The record is from RefSeq and is a predicted model, not a curated record. NCBI's taxonomy places the organism in Eukaryota, Fungi, Ascomycota, Eurotiomycetes, Eurotiales, Aspergillaceae. The transcript is spliced from 3 exons.
AUGACAUCGACCACCCUCAUGACUUUCCUGCUGAUUACCAAGCCCGAGAUCCGCUCGAUCAAGCUGCUUGGAUCAUGGGACAAUUUCUCGAAGCCUUAUGCGAUGGAAAGGGACAAGCGGAUUGGGCCUGGACAUUGGAAAGGAUGUCACACCUUCACGGAUAUUAUGUGUGAUGGACCCGGCGACACCCCCCACUGCCGCACGGGAGGCUUGAAGAUGGGUGCGACCUACUGGUACUACUACUUGUUGGAUGACGACGUGGAACACUUCAAUGAAGCAGAGCCGGUCACAACUCAAUGUCCCCUGCUCCCGGGACAACCACUCAAUAUACUCAAUGUGCCAAUCAUGAUGCCCGACAGUCGUUCUCAUGGAAGGUCGAGCAGUAACAGCUCGCAAAAAUCCGGUUAUCGAACUAUGAAACCUGAGGACAAAUUCAUGAAUCCGCGGAAGCCACCGAAACCUUCACCCACACGUCUGCAGACCUCCGCGGCGAAUCCCCAACCCUUUAUGGAUCCCAAUGCUGUGUCUCCCGGUGGCAGCUUGAUUCAUCGUAGCGCUUCGCAGCCCACGAGUGCCAAGUACGGAAAGCAUACGAAGAACGCACGCUCUGUCUCCCCAGCAUUCUCUGAGAUUCGUCAUGCGUUCCGAUCUCCUAACCGGUCUCCCAACCCAGUGGAGAUGGAGGGUCAUAAACAGGCCUUGUCAAGAUCGAAGACUCACGCCAGAACUCCAAGCAAAGAGCGUUUCUUCGAAGACGAAAUUCCUGGCAUGAUGGUCAAAGCCGGUCUGGUGUCGCCCGCAAAUAUUGCAGAGAUCCAUGAACCCUCGACUAUUCAAAGUCGCCGGGCGAUGAAAAGUUCUGCUAGCCCAGGACAUGCCAAAGAUCUUCUUACAGUGGAUACCCGACCGCAUCGUCGCCAGAACAGUGCUUCCAAGGGACCCAUUGAAACACGGGAUAUCAGGGACGGUACAUCCGGCGAACCAGGCUCUAACGAUACGCCGACCCCAACAGGCCCAGACCCUCAGGAAAAGCGUCUUCCUUCGCUUCCCAAUACACCAUCCUCUGUUAUGGAUGAGGCUGUUCGUGCGAUUGACGAAAGAGACAAAGAAAUGGAAAGCCAGGUCCUGCGCAGCCACUUCUCAAGCAUUACGACAGUGGCGGACGAGUCGACUCAUUCACACCUCCCUGAGCAAAGUCGUUUCUCAGAAUGGAGCACCGACACCGAGACCGAAGGCGAAAAUACCUCACCCGAGUCGAUGAUAUCUGCAUCGACCUUCAAUGGACAGAACGAGUCCCCAUCGUCGGAGCAGUGGACGACACCAGACCUGGCGCAACACGACACCGCUUUCAACACCGACCCAAACACACCGCACCUGACCGUGCAUUCCAAGCCGUCAUCCCCAAAUUCUGCGUCUGACGAUGUCCCAGGGUGGAACCUGAAUUCUCUCCCCCAACUUACUGUCUCCAUUCCUCGUCUCAUGGUUCGGGCCUCGGAAUCAACCCUAUGGAAAUGGAAGAAGUAG